Messenger RNA from Tetrahymena thermophila SB210, 3009 nucleotides. RefSeq names its product beta-Pak interactive eXchange factor Src-like 3 domain protein. Gene Ontology annotation, molecular function: protein binding. The transcript is spliced from 7 exons. Lineage: Eukaryota; Ciliophora; Oligohymenophorea; Hymenostomatida; Tetrahymenidae. The record is from RefSeq and is a predicted model, not a curated record.
AUGAAUCAAACAAGAUAAAAAUUAAACACUGUAGUUAAUAGAUCUGGCUCUGUUAACAAUAGGAGCGUAGGACUAGGGUAUAGUUAAAAAUAUUAGCCUUAGUUUACAAACUAGAAUUAUUUAGAGUAGCAAGCCAAGAAAAAAAAAUAAAGUAGUUCAAUACUAGGUACUAACAAUGCCUAUAAUGCUGUUAAUACAAGUCAUGAUGGAAAUAAAAAACCAAAAUAUAUAAAUGUAAAAAAUUCAAUUGAUACAACAAGCUUUAAUAUCAAUAGUAAUGGAAAUAUUAUUAAUGAUAUCUCUUAAAAUUAAGAAAACUCAAAUCUUUCUACAAAAAAUCUCCCAACUUCAUUUAAAGCUUAUCUCACUCAGAACUCAUAAAAUAUUUAAAUCGCUGACUAAUAUCCAACAAGUACUACUUCAUCUAAGUAGCAUGGAUUACCUUAAAAACCAAAUAACACUAUUAAUACUCAUUAGUUCUUUAAUUAGUCUUCUUAGUUAAUAAGUAAUAACUUUUAAUCUAGCAAUCAGCAUGAUAAUAGCAUUGUUGUUCAUACUAAUAAUGAUUCCCCCUCUCCAGUAAAGAUAAUGCCAUCGAAAAUAUUCAAUAGAUAAUCUUUAAAUCUGGGAAACAAUAGCAACGCUACACUAAGGUAAUCUAUUGAAACAAGAAUUAGCUAUAACAAGCAAAAUUAAAGUUUCGACAGGAGUUCAUUUCACCUGACACCAUCAAAUGGGAAUGGUAAUUAAGGGAGUAAUAACAAUAGUUUUAACUAAGUCAAGUAGCAGUAAUAAUUACUUUAAUAAAAUAUACAUCUCAUAAAUAAAGAUGCCUCAAACAGGAAUACAAAUUAGCAAAAUAGUUAAAAUAACAUGCAAUCAACAAUUUAAAAUAACACAUCUAUCAAUUUAAUGAGUUUAACUUUACCAAGAAAUAGCAGCGGAAGUAGUAAAGAUGGUGAAAAUAAGUCAAAUCAAAAUAUUAAAGUUGUUGAAGAUAUAAUAGAUACAAUACUUUUUUAAUAAACUGAAAGCUAGCAAAUUCAAAAUUUAAUUGAGUAAAACAAAAAUUUAUUAGCAACUCAGUAGGCCCUUGGAGCAGAGAUACAGAAUCUAUCUAACAAGGUGUAAUAAUAUGAAAAAGAAAUAGAAAAGCUAAAAGAAACAAUAAUAUAAGAAAGGGAAGAGAGCAAACAAUAAUUAAAGGAAAAAAUAAAUGAAAUGAGAAACUUUUAAUAACUGAUUUAAAUGCAAACUAACUCUUACUAAAUGGAAGAUGAGUUAAAGUAACUAAUCGUCAAUAUUUUUGAGGUUGCUUUUAUUUCAAAAUCAUAUGAAACUAAAGAAUAACAACAGCCUCUAUUCGAAACAUAAAACAUAUUCUUUAAUCUGCUUUAGGCAAAGCUGAAAGAUUUAAUGCAAAAAAUUAAUCCUUUUGUUGUUAAUAUGAACAUGCAAAAUUUGUUAACAGAACAUGGAAAUUAAAUUAGAACUGAACUUGAUCUGCAUAUUAUGAAGAUGAAGACUAGUAAUAUUUUAAGGAACAGUGAUUAGUUAAUUAGCCCAAAAGGAGUCUUAAAAGCUCUUUCUUCAAUUCAUCAAAAGAAGAAUUCUAGCCUAGACACAACAAAUAAUUCAAAUUCUUUUAACUUUGGAAAAGCUCACAGUAGACAUAUUAGUGCAAAUAGUAAUUCUAACGAUUAUGGAGCUAAAAACUAUCUUUCUAUGGAAUCUGCUUCUGGAUUAGAAAAAGAAAACAAUUAAAAUUUGUGUAACCUUCUACCUAUUGGAUAAUAAACGUUUUCUUAAUAAGAUUUCGAGUAAAAUAAUAAUAGUAACAUUGCAAAUACUAAUGGAUAGUUUUUAUAAUAUUUAUCUCCUCCUUAAUUUUAAGAAGAAGAUUAAAAUAAAUUUAAAAAUAAUUAAAGUAGUUUCAGCUUUUAAAUUUAAGCUAAGCCAACUCAUAUCGAAUAACAAGUGACAAAUCAACAGCAAAAUUAGUAAUUUUAAAAUUUCGAAACUCUGUCAGCAAUACAACCAUAAAACUAGGGUGGAUUUUAUCAGUAAUAAUUAUCAGGAGAUAAUUUCAAUAAUUUUUCUUUGGUUUAAUAGAAUAAUUAGUAACCAACAUAAAAUUAUUACGACAACCUUAACAAAUAAAAUAUGCAUGGUGGAAACUUUAUCUAAAUGAAUAACUAAAUAAUUUCUAAUAACUAGCCAUUAAACUAAAAUUUGCAAGAAAUUAUUUAAAUUCACUAAUAAAAUUAAUAAAAACUACAGCUUAACAGUAGCAAUCCUCACCAGAAAUGUCAAAGCUAAUAAUUCUUCUAAAUUUAAGAAAUGAAAGAAAAUGAUAAAAAUACUAAUAUUUUCAAGUAAGAAGCUAAAAUAAACAAUAACAGACAUCAUUCAAAUCCGCCAACUUUGAAUUCCUUUAAUUAUAAUUAAAAUAUUAAUAAAAAAUAAAGUAUAAAUAUACAAUAAUAUUAAUAAGAAUACAGUAAAAAUGAAAAUAUAGAUUCUAACUAAAAGGUCGACAAAGAGAUAGAAAUAAGUAAGCUUUCUCCUUGUUUUAAUAGUUCAUAAGAAAACUCUAAAAGAAGUCUUUACUAAUCUAACGCUCAUAAUAGUUUAAAGAAAAUUAAUAAAUAAAUUCAUGGAAAAGAAAGAAUGUCAUAGAUUCUGUUCUAAAAUGAUGAUAAGCAUCCUAACAUAAGCUAUGAUGCAAUGAGAAGAGUAAAAACAGAAGCUGAUGAUUAAGCUAACUUAGACGAAGAUUAUGAAUUUAAUUAUUCUGAACAUAGUCUGUUCACAAGUAAACCUUCGACAAAUCUAGUUGUUGCAAAGUACGAGUACAAAAGAAGAAAUGAAAAUGAACUCUCUUUUAGCCAAGGAGAUCAAAUAUAAGUAAUAUAAAAAAAUAAAAAGAAAGGAUGGUGGUAUGGUAUUUGUAAAAACUAAACUGGAUACUUCCCUUGCAAUUAUGUAGAAACAAUAUAAAUGGAAUGA